Molecule: messenger RNA, 1965 nt
Organism: Emiliania huxleyi CCMP1516
Lineage: Eukaryota; Haptophyta; Isochrysidales; Noelaerhabdaceae
Gene: POLS
Product: DNA polymerase sigma
Exons: 6
Coding region: 17-1927 (636 amino acids)
Biological process (GO): RNA 3'-end processing
Cellular component (GO): nucleolus; TRAMP complex
Molecular function (GO): poly(A) RNA polymerase activity; mRNA binding
Source: RefSeq, a predicted model, not a curated record
GCGCGUCGAAGAGCUGAUGGACGCCGAGGCGGACGAGGCGCGCCGGAGGGCCGUGGCGAGGGCAGCCGCCGCCGACGCGGCGGAGGGGGAGCGGCGGCGGCGGAUCUCGAUCAUGCAGCUCGAGGAGCUGGAGGAGAUUCGGCUGCGGCGGUGGAUGCAGCGCGCCGCGAUCGCCGCGAUGGAGCGCGAGCGCGAGCGGCGCGUCGAGGAGAGGGAGGAGCUGGAGUCGGAGGGCGCGUUGGCAAACUCGAUCGCCCGCCGCCGCGCACAGCACGUCGCCAAGGCUGCCAUCGAGGCUGAGCGCGCGAGGCGGCUGAGCGUGCUGCGGCUGGUGCAGGCGCAGACCGACACCAAGCGGGCGGCGAGGAGGGCGGUCGCCGUCGCGGCGAUGGAGGAGGAGCGCGCGCGCCAGCUGUAUGCGUCUGCCGCGUCCGCGUUCCUCUCGGCGUCCCGCCGCCGCCGCUGCAGCGGCAGCCGUGCGACGGCCUCGCGAUCUGGCACUCCGCCGCUCGAGCACCAGCGAGGGCCCCUUCUGAGGAGGGCCGCACCCGCUUGCGCCGCCGCGGCCGCUGUCGCGGCCGCCGCCGAGGCGGCCGAGGCGGCGGCGGCCGAGGCCGGGCAGGGUUGCAGCUCGGCGAGUGACGACGCCGAUAGCGACGCAGGCGAGGGGGCCGACGGCACGGGCGGUAUCACCGGCCUGCUGGGCGCGUCGCCGCGGCUCGGGACGGGCCUGGCGCGGCGGCAGUGGGCAGCCUUUGCCUCCGGCGUCGGGCUGCGGCUGUCCGAGGAGGAGAUGGAGGAGAGGGCGCGGCGGCGGCGGCUGGCCAGCGACGCGGCGCGCGGCGCUUCUGCACGCGCCGAACGACUGGGUCGCAUCUCCGCCGGCGAGUCGCUCUCGCCGCUGCACGCGUGGGUGGCUCGCUCGCGCGCGGCGCUGCAGGUGGCGGCGGCGCGGAUCUGGCCCGACUGCACGGUCGAGGUGUACGGCUCGUGGGCGGCGGGGCUGCAGGCUUCGGCACCAGCGCACCACUCGGAUGUGGACUUGCUCGUGCGCGGCGCAGAGCCUGGCAGCUGCGCCGGGGGCAUGGUCGGCGCGUUGCGCGAGUUGGCGGCGCUUCUGGAGGGGGAGGAGUGGAUCUCCCAGCCGACCCUCGUGAGCGCGCGCGUGCCGCUGAUCAAGGCUUUCGCGCCGCUGCCGCCGCACUUGGCGCCGCUGCCCCGCUCCGGCCGCCUCGCCCUCGACAUCUCUCUCGACGACGGGGGGCACGCGGGCGCCUCGUCCACCGCCUUCACCAAGGACGUGCUCCUGCCCUCUCUGCCCGCGCUGAGGCCGACCACGGCUCGUGCUCAAGGCGCGGAAGCGCCGCUCGUGCUCGUGCUCAAGUCGCUGCUCGCCUCGCGCGGCUUGUCGGACGGGUACACGGGCGGGCUCACGGGCUACGCGAUCGUCCUCAUGGCGGCUGCCGUCCUGCAGCACCACGAGGCGUCGCUCGGCCGCGAGCGCUCGUUGGGCGUCGGCGCGGCGCUCGCGUGCUUCCUCGAGACGUACAGCCGCGACCCGCGCCACGCGCACGCACCGCACCGCCACGCCGUCCACGCCGUCACGCUCGACGCCGGCGCGCGGCUGCAGCCGACGGUGGUCUGCCGCUCGGACCCGCUGCUCGGCGGCGCGCCGUUGCUCGUGCAGGACCCGCUCGACGUCGAGAACAACGUCGGCGCCUCCGCCUUCAACUUCCCGUCGGUGCAGCGGCUGCUGCGCGAGGCGCUCGAGCGGCUGGACACGGCGAGCUGCUGCGCCGCCGGCGAGGCGGAUGCUAGGGCGGAUGGCGGCACCAGCGGCGCCGACGCGAUCGCCCUGGCCGAGGCUCUCAGCUUGGACCGCCACGAACCUCAGGAGGGCGCCAUGAGUGAUUGCCCGAGAGGGUAGGCGGUGUGGUUUUUCGAUAAAAGGGCAGCCCAGAUUUC